AUGGCGAAAUAUUUGCAGUUUGGGGAUUUGCACGAUGACUUAAUCCGUGACCGAAUCGUAGUAGGAAUUCGAGACGCAAAAUUGUCGGAAAGGCCACAGUUAGACCCUGAUUUGACACUAGAAAAGGCAAUUAAACAAGUUCGGCAAAGCGAACAAGUAAAACGUCAGCAAUCAAUGUUGCGACAAGGUGAUAUUCUUCCCAAAAGUUGUGAUUUUGUUGAUUCCGUGAAAUCUCACAGGAAAUUUGGUAAGCACAAACACGGCUUGCAAAAGUCGCAAAGCAAUAAUUAUCGAUGCGGCAGGUGUGGUAAAUCAAACAAACACAGUCGAGAAAAAUGUUUCAAAUGUUCUAAAAUUGGACAUUACGCUAGAUGGUGCCAUGGAGCCACAAAUGUUGAUCACGUCGAUAGGGAUGUCGAUUCUCCAGAUUCAGAUGUCGAAAAGCACGAAAAUAAAGGAUUUUUAGAGAAUGUCGGUGAAUCAUCAUCACACAAGUGGAUGCUAGAUUUGUUUGUAAAGAAUGUCAAAAUAAAUUUUAAAGUUGAUACUGGCGCCGAUGUUACGGUAAUAUCCGAAAAUGAUUUCAAAAAGAUGAAAAACGUGAAAUUGACCCCAAGUCACAGAAAAUUAUUCGGAGCUAAUGGUCGACCUGCGAUCGAAUCUCUUGCCAUUGUUUAUUUUGUUGGUGACGUCACGUCUGAGGAUCAAAAAUACAAAAAGAAAUAUCCAAAGCUAUUCUCCAGAUUAGGACAACUUGAGGGCGAAUAUAAAAUUGUUUUGCACGAAAAUGCUGUUCCAUUCGCAAUAACCGUACCAAGACGUGUACAGUUACCCCUUUUGUCGAAAGUUAAAAAGUUACUGUUGAAAAUGGAACAAGAUGGAGUGAUUUCCCGCGUAAACGAGCCUACAGAUUGGUGUGCAGGGAUGGUGGUUGUACCAAAACCGGAUGGUAGCGUUCGCAUUUUUACAGAUUUGACGCAUCUAAAUAAAGCAGUCAAGCGUGAAAAACAUCCGUUACCAGCAUCCGAACAAAUUUUGGAACAAUUAAGUGGUUCGAAAGUGUUCAGUAAACUCGAUGCAAAAUCGGGAUUUUGGCAAGUCAAGCUUGCAAAAGAGUCACGUUUAUUGACCACAUUUAUGACUCCUAUUGGACGUUUUUGUUAUGAAAGACUCCCGUUUGGAAUCUCUAGUGCCCCUGAACACUUCCAGCGAAGGAUGUGCGAUAUUUUAAUAGAUCUUUUAAUAGGAAUAUGUUCAAUGGACAAUGUCUUGGUUCACGGACGAAACCAAGAGGAACAUGACAAAAUACUUGACGCUGUUUUGAAAAAGAUAGCAAAAGCAGGUCUUACGUUAAACGACAAAUGUCAGUUUUCCCGCCAAAAAUUAAAAUUUCUUGGUUUUAUGAUAGAUUCAGAAGGUGUUCACCCUGACCCUCAAAAGGUCAUGGCUAUUUCCAAAAUGCCAGCUCCCACAAAUGUUUCCGAACUGAGAUUUUUUCUGGGAAUGGUUAAUCAAUUGGGAAAAUUCUCUAGAAACCUCGCUGACAUAUCGAAACCAUUGCGUGACCUAUUAAGUAAAAAGAAUUCAUGGAUAUGGGAACAAUCUCAAAUUGAUUCGUUUCAGAAGGUGAAGCAAGAAUGCUUGUCUAAGAAAGUUUUGUCGCUAUACAACCCGAAUAGUGCAACUAUUGUAUCAGCAGACGCAAGUUCUUACGGCUUGGGAGCCACCCUGAAACAGAAAAAUUCUGACGGACAAUGGAAAUCUGUGGCGUUUGCUUCACGCGCUAUGAACACCACAGUGCAGAAAUAUGCGCAAUUAGAAAAAGAGGCAUUAGCAGUUACGAGGGCGUGUGAGUGUUUUCAAGAUUUUCUCGUAGGAAUGCAUUCCAUGAUAAACACAGACCACAAACCACUAGUUGCUUUAUUCGGCACGAAAAGCCUAGAUGAGUUGCCUCCGCGAAUCCAAAGAUUUAGGUUGAGAUUGAUGCGGUUUUCCUUCGAUAUUUCUCACAUCCCAGGAAAGCACUUGAUAAUAGCAGACACUUUGUCUCGUGCACCACUGGACGACAUGCGAGAAGAAGAUAUUCAGCUGAAUGAAGACAGCGAUAUUUAUGUUUGUUCUGUUAUUGAUGAGUUCCCAGCAUCCGAAAAGCGCUUGCAGCAAAUUCGUGUACAUUUAAAUGAGGACAUUGUCUGUAAAGAAGUUAUAAAUUUUUGUAUGCACGGAUGGCCGGAUGAAUCCAGGCUUAAUGACGUAUUGUUGCCGUACUACCAAGUACGCGAUGAUCUUACUGUAAUUGACGGAUUGUUGCUACGCGGAACCAGAUUAGUAAUUCCAGCAUCGUUGCGACUUGAUAUUUUGGAGAAAAUACAUGAAGGACAUAUGGGGAUCGUAAAAUGCCGAAGUCGAGCAAGAUCUUCAGUGUGGUGGCCUUACAUGAACAAAUGGAUCAAGAUUGCAUUGUUACAGGAUACGACGUCGCUUACAGUAAUCAAUCAUCUUAAGUCAGUUUUCGCAAAGUACGGAAUACCUGAAGUGAUAAUUUCUGACAAUGGACCACAAUACGCUUCGGGAGAAUUUUCAAAAUUUGCAGAAGAAUAUGGAUUUUGUCAUAUAACGACAAGUCCUUGCUAUGCUCAAUGUAACGGAGAGGCUGAGCGUGCAGUCCAAACUAUUAAAAAUCUGCUUAAAAGAACAAAAGAUCCAUACAUGGCAUUGCUGAAUUAUAGAAGUACAGCUUUGAAAAAUGGUUAUUCUCCAAGUGAACUUCCCAUGGGAAGAAAGUUGAGAACGAAGUUACCAGUUUAUUCAAGUAAAUUGAUUCCAAAAUGGCCUGACAUGGAUGAAUUGCAAAAUAAAGAGUUAGGCGAUAAAAUGAAACAAAAGAUGCAUUUUGAUAAAAGGCACAGAGCUCAAAAUAUGGAAAAAUUGCAGAUUAGUGAUCAUGCAUGGAUCAAAGAUGGUCUUCAAAAAGAGCAAGGUGUUAUAACUGGGUAUGCUGAUACACCACGUUCAUAUAUGAUCCUAACACCGAGUGGUACGUUGAGACGUAAUCGUCGACAUCUCAAGAAAGUUCCAGAAAGACCAACUUCGGACGAAGAAACAGAAUCUCCCAUCAAAACAGAUGUACAGGUUGAACCGAACGAGCCUGAUCAAGAAAAUACGGAGAAAGUGAACAUUACAAGAUCUGGACAAAUUUCUAGACCGCCAGAAAAACUAAAUUUGUAA
Messenger RNA from Styela clava, 3228 nucleotides. Lineage: Eukaryota; Metazoa; Chordata; Ascidiacea; Stolidobranchia; Styelidae. The record is from RefSeq and is a predicted model, not a curated record.